Dipodomys spectabilis (banner-tailed kangaroo rat) is the source of this 1078-nucleotide messenger RNA. RefSeq names its product galectin 4 (gene Lgals4). Gene Ontology annotation, molecular function: carbohydrate binding. NCBI's taxonomy places the organism in Eukaryota, Metazoa, Chordata, Mammalia, Rodentia, Heteromyidae. The transcript has 10 exons. The record is from RefSeq and is a predicted model, not a curated record. The coding region runs from base 23 to 1030 and encodes 335 amino acids.
GCCACCAGCCUAGCCUCUUGAGAUGGCCUUUGUCCCGGCACCGGGCUACCAGCCCACCUACAACCCGACGCUGCCCUACAACCAGCCCAUCCCAGGUGGGCUCAGCGCUGGCAUGUCCGUGUAUAUCCAGGGAGUAGCAAAAGAGAACAUGAAACGAUUCCAGGUGAACUUCAUGGUGGGGCAGGACUCGGGGGCUGAUAUUGCCUUCCACUUCAACCCCCGCUUCGAUGGCUGGGACAAGGUGGUGUUCAACACGAAGCAGGCUGGCCAAUGGGGCAACGAGGAGAAGAAAAGGAGCAUGCCCUUUAGCAAGGGCACCCACUUCGAGCUGGUGUUCAUGGUGCUGGAUGAACACUACAAGGUAGUGGUCAAUGGGACACCCUUCUACGAGUACAGGCACCGGCUGCCCCUGCAGAUGGUCACCCACCUGCAGGUGGAUGGGGAUUUGGAGCUCCAGUCCAUCAACUUCCUUGGAGGGCAGGUAUGUGCUGUUCCCACCCUUCCUCAAUCCAUCCACCCUAGACCUGUGACCAUACCAGCUUAUCCAGGUUCUGGAUUUGGUCCCGGAUAUGGUCCCCCACCAAUGAGCAGUUUACCUAUCAUGCAGGGACCCCCAACCUUCAACCCGCCUGUGCCUUACACGGGGAGACUGCAGGGGGGACUUACGGCACGAAAAACCAUCAUCAUCAAAGGCUACGUACCUCCUCAUAGCAAGAGCUUUGCCAUCAACCUGAAGGUGAGCUCUUCUGGGGACCUGGCCCUGCACAUUAACCCCCGCUUGGGCGAGAAUGCUGUGGUCCGCAACAGCUUCCUCAAUGGCUCCUGGGGCUCUGAGGAGAGGAAGCUUUCCUACAACCCCUUUGGUGCUGGCCAGUUCUUUGAUCUGUCCAUUCGCUGCGGCCUGGAUCGCUUCAAGGUUUAUGCCAAUGGACAGCACCUCUUCGACUUCUCGCAUAGGUUCACCUCCUUCCAGAGGGUGGACAUGGUGGAAGUUCAAGGUGAUGUCACCUUGUCUUAUGUCCAGAUCUAAAUCAUUCCUGGGCACAACUCCUGGGAAAACAGAAAGAUCCCCAGGACA